Molecule: messenger RNA, 748 nt
Organism: Lentinula edodes (shiitake mushroom)
Lineage: Eukaryota; Fungi; Basidiomycota; Agaricomycetes; Agaricales; Omphalotaceae
Exons: 3
Coding region: 261-635 (124 amino acids)
Source: RefSeq, a predicted model, not a curated record
GGCAGCUUGCACUAACGGUUGCAUAGCACCCGGUUAGAGAAGCGUGUAUGCUAAAGAACGACACCGUUCUUGCUUGGGCUGCAUCCGUAUUUCCAGACCGAGACACGAGUGUACUUUGUCAUGGAAUAUGUUAACGGUGGUGAUCUCAUGUUGCACAUUCAACAAAAGCAAUUUUCGCCACGACAAGCUAAGUUUUACACAUCAGAGGUGCUUCUAUAGGGAUCUGAAGCUGGACAACAUCUUACUUACAUUGGACGGGCAUGUUAAAGUUGCUGAUUACGGUCUUUGCAGGGAGGGAAUGUGGUUUGGUCAGACUACGAGUACUUUUUGUGGAAUGGAGUCUAUGGCUCCGGGGAUUUUACUUGAGCAACGCUACAGUCGUGCCGUGGAUUAGUGGGCGUUUGAGGUCCUUACUUAUGAGAUGUAUGAGAUGUUACUGGGAUAGUUGCCUUCCCGUGGUGACAAUGAGGAUGAAAUCUUCGAUGUUAUACUUUACUAUCUUUUCCCAAAAUCGUUCCUACAAACUCUUUCAGCAUAGAUCCUCAUCUGAUUAUUCUAUUGCUUUGUUCCACAUUCAUUCAUUCAAAUGUGUUACAUCCCACCAACUGAUUAUCCUAUUGCUAGUGUACAUAUAGAAAUUGCUGAGCCAGUUGUAUGAGAAAUGAAAGGAAACGAAGCAGUAUGUACUUCGCGGUGCUGAACUGCAGAGGCAGAAGUAAGAAGAAAACCCUGGGCCCUUACAAGAAAC